AAUUUUUGGUAAUAAAAGCCCUAGGUCAUACGCUCAAGAACAGCAGUGGAAUUUAGCUGUAAUUCAGAAGUCCUCUCUUCAGACAUUUCUUACAAAUCACUGAAGGACACACGGGAUCUUUGGUCACUUGUCGGAGUCGCUAUCCAAAUCCAUCGACAUUCGAACCAAAAUCCAACAUCCCAACUUCUUUUCCUCUUCCCUUUCUCCUUCUGCAACCUGUUCAAUCAUCGGAAUAUUGCCGGAAAAACUCUGCAUUCCGUUUUGGAUUGCCUGAAUUACUGACACUUGCGGCUCUUUUCUGAUUUCAAACGAUCGUCUCCGUCGGAAACCCAUGUCUCGGAAUUUUGCCGGAUUUUCGGUUUGUGGGUUUUCAGGUUUCAUUUUCUUAAAUGCUGCAUUAUAUUGGAGAUAACAAGGAAGAGGAAAUGAAGAUGAGGAACAAAUACAGGAAAUCAACCACUUUACGUUGCAAUGCAGGGAGUAGAUGUUUCAUAUCUGUGAUAAUAGGGAGUCUAGUGGGGUGUAUUCUUAUACUACAUAUAUUUUCUCCUAUAAGCCGCAAGGAUGAGAUAGUUCGGGGCAUCGAACUUCAAACAAGUCACCACCUUCGCUUCCGUGAACUUGAAGAGGUAGAUGAGGAAAACAUUCAAAUUCCCCCUCCAAGGGGUAAGAGAUCCCCACGUGCAGCGAAGCGAAGACCAAAGAAAACAACCACGCUAAUUGAUGAAUUUCUUGAUGAAGAUUCACAGAUUAGACACAAGUUCUUUCCUGAUCAUAAAACUUCCGUUGAUCCAAUGAAAACAGGAAAUGAUAGUAUGUACUAUUAUCCAGGGAGAGUUUGGCUGGAUACUGAAGGGAAUCCCAUUCAAGCUCAUGGAGGUGGAAUUUUGUUCGAUGAAAGAUCUGAAUCAUACUAUUGGUAUGGAGAGUAUAAAGAUGGCCCCACCUACCACGCUCACAAAAAGGGAGCUGCACGGGUCGACAUUAUAGGAGUUGGUUGCUACUCCUCCAAAGACCUGUGGACAUGGAAAAAUGAAGGCAUUGUUUUGACAGCGGUAGAAACAAAUGAGACCCAUGAUCUUCACAAAUCCAAUGUACUCGAGAGGCCUAAAGUUAUCUACAAUUCGAGGACGGGAAAAUACGUAAUGUGGAUGCAUAUAGACGAUGCGAAUUAUACAAAAGCUUCCGUGGGUGUUGCCAUCAGCGAUUACCCCACCGGUCCAUUCGAUUAUCUUUACAGCAAAAGACCCCAUGGAUUUGACAGCAGAGACAUGACAAUCUUUAAAGAUGAUGACGGUACAGCGUAUCUCAUUUACUCAUCUGAUGACAAUAGUGAACUUCAUAUAGGGCCUCUCACAGAAGAUUAUCUCGACGUGACCAACGUCGUGAGAAGGAUUUUCAUUGGCUACCACCGGGAAGCGCCAGCUUUGUUCAAACACCAGGGAACUUACUAUAUGGUCACGUCGGGAUGCACAGGAUGGGCCCCGAAUGAGGCACUGGCACACGCAUCAGAGUCGAUGUUGGGUCCAUGGGAGACGAUGGGAAAUCCAUGUAUAGGAGGAAACAAGAUGUUUCGACUAGCUACAUUCUUUGCCCAGAGCACAUUUGUUCUUCCCCUACCUUCACAUCCUAGCUUGUUCAUCUUCAUGGCAGACCGAUGGAACCCCGCAGAUCUUAGAGACUCAAGAUACGUUUGGUUGCCGUUGAUGGUCGGAGGACUUGUCGAUGAACCACUCGACUACAAUUUCGGGUUCCCUUUGUGGCCAAGAGUGUCCAUAUAUUGGCAUAGAAAGUGGAGGCUUCCUCAGGGCAGGAGUCUGUCRAAAUGACACAUUUUCUUUGAUCUCACCCUCAGAUGUACCAUACGAGAAAGAUCUUUGGUUGAUUCUUUCACAGUGUCCCAUAGUUUUCCUUAACAAUUGAAUAAUGUUUACUAGUUCAUAUUAUAGGCACAGAAUUUUCAAUCCUUGAAUGAAUUUAUACCCCUAAUGGUUAAUUAAUAAUGAUGA
Molecule: messenger RNA, 2009 nt
Organism: Momordica charantia (bitter melon)
Lineage: Eukaryota; Viridiplantae; Streptophyta; Magnoliopsida; Cucurbitales; Cucurbitaceae
Product: glycosyl hydrolase family protein 43
Biological process (GO): carbohydrate metabolic process
Molecular function (GO): hydrolase activity, hydrolyzing O-glycosyl compounds
Source: RefSeq, a predicted model, not a curated record